AUGUCGUGCGAAAAGAAAGACGAUGAUAAGAAGGAAGAUAAGAGCAAAAGUAAACGAAAAGAAGAGAAAAAAGAAGAAAAGAAAGAAGAAAAAAGAGAUUUGGAGAAGAGUAAAAGGAAGGAAAAAGAGGAAAAAAAGGAUGUCGAUAAGAGUAAAAGAAAGGAAAAAGAAGAGAAGAAAGAUGCUGAAAAAAGUAAGAGAAAGGAAAAAGAGAAAGAAGAAAAGAAGGAAGAAGAGAAAAAAGAAGAGAAAAAAGAAGAGAAAAAAGAGGAAAAGAAAGAAGAAAAGAAGGAUGAGAAGAAGGAAGAACAGAAGAAAGAGGAGAAAAAGAAACGAGCUGGAGCCGUUUAUAAUCAGAUGAAUAAUAAAAAUUUGAUCGGCGAAGGAUCGACUGUUUUGGGUAGAUUCGAAGUUGAUGUGAUUAUUGGAGGCGGAGGUUUCGCUCAGAUUUAUAAAGCGUACGAUAAACUUCGAAAAGAGGAUUGUGCUAUAAAGAUGGAGAACUCUGCUCUGGACAUUCGUAGAAUGAAACUAGAGAUUACUGUACUUUUGGCGCUCCGUGGACAAAUGGGUAUUCCAGAAAUUCUUGGCCAAGGGAAAUGGCAACACGGAGAUAUCAAAUCUCAGUAUAUUGUGAUGCAAUUGGUCGGAAAGAAUCUAUCAGAAGUCCGCAAACUUCUUCCUCAUCGGAGAUUCAGUGACCGUACACUUUAUCGUGCAAUGCUUCAAGUUCUUAAGGCACUUUCACUUCUUCAUGGUGCUGGAUUUCUGCAUAGAGAUUUGAAACCAUCGAAUUGUUGUAUUGGAGCGAAUGACUGCACCAGAAUCUAUCUGAUUGAUUACGGAUUGACUCGUCAGUAUUUGGAUAAAGGAGGCAUCGUUAGAAAGCCACGUGCAGGUGUUGGUCUACGUGGAACUGUUCGAUAUAUGAGUCUGGAUGCUCAUGCGAGACAUGAUUUGGGACCGAAUAAUGACCUGGUUUCGUUUCUCUAUACAACGAUCGAGUGUGGGGAUGGAUCACUUCCCUGGUCGAACGAAUCAACUCAUGAGAACAUAAUCAAGUUGAAACAAGCACAUACAGGGGAGAAACUCUGUACGAAACAGCCAGCAAUGACGAAAGUUGCCGAGUAUAUUGAAUCUCUCAGUUAUCAUAAUAUUCCCGAUUAUGAGAAACUAUUCAGUCUCGUUGAUGACUGCAAUCCACCGGAUCUUCUUCCAAGUGAACCUUAUGAUUGGCAGUAUCGACCAGUCCACAACCCAAUGACCCCAACACCUAAUAACGAUACUCCAGGAGGGACAAAGGAAAAUGCAACUGAGCGGAUGAAUGUUUGA
Caenorhabditis remanei is the source of this 1332-nucleotide messenger RNA. RefSeq lists its product as uncharacterized. The record is from RefSeq and is a predicted model, not a curated record. Gene Ontology annotation, cellular component: cytoplasm; nucleus. The coding region runs from base 1 to 1332 and encodes 443 amino acids. The transcript has 4 exons. Lineage: Eukaryota; Metazoa; Nematoda; Chromadorea; Rhabditida; Rhabditidae. Gene Ontology annotation, molecular function: ATP binding; protein serine/threonine kinase activity. Gene Ontology annotation, biological process: peptidyl-serine phosphorylation; signal transduction.